Lepisosteus oculatus (spotted gar) is the source of this 1204-nucleotide messenger RNA. NCBI's taxonomy places the organism in Eukaryota, Metazoa, Chordata, Actinopteri, Semionotiformes, Lepisosteidae. The record is from RefSeq and is a predicted model, not a curated record.
AUGUGUACAUGUAUAAUAAGACAAGUGUUUGCCCCAUCUACUACUCCAGCAUACAGAUUUUCCUCCUGUUAUCUGUAAUAUCAGCCUUCAGAGUUGAGAUCAGCAUUGCCGAUCUGCUCUUUCCGAUGGAACUAUAGAUUCUAAACGUGUCUUCCCAGCAUAGUGGACAGUUCAGAUUUCCAACUAAGGACUUCAUCAUAUAACGUCAGGCUGGGUACUUUAUAUAGAAUCUGACUCAGCAGAAGGCACGACGAUCGCAGUUUUACAACAUUGAAAGAAGCAAGAACAGUCCCCAGAUGAUUAGAGUUGACACCAGGUGUCUCUGGAGAGAAGGUCAUUGGAGGAGCUGUAGCCAAACCCCACAGCCGGCCCUACAUGGUUUACUUAAUAAUAAACAGAAGUGAUCAUCAUACAAGCUGUGGAGGCUUUCUGAUCAGAGAAGACUUCGUCCUGACGGCAGCACACUGUGAUGGAAACAAACUCACUGCACUCCUUGGGGCUCAAAACGUCCUUCAAAAUGAGGAGACGCAGCAGAUCAUAGGUGUGGAGAAGUCCUUUCCCCACCCCCUUUACAACAACGGGACCUAUGACAUCAUGCUGCUGAAGCUGAAGAAGAAGGCCAGACUCGGGGUGGCCGUGGGCCUGAUUCCUGUGCCGUGGAGACGGGUGCCCCCCGGGACUGUGUGCUCAGUGGCGGGAUGGGGGGCUGUGGACAGGGAGGGGAGAAAUGCAUCUCCCGAACUCCAGGAGGUUAAUGUGACCGUGCUGAGUGACAAGCAGUGCAGGAAGAGGUGGGGAGAUCAGUACGAUGAGACGAAGAUCUGUGGGGGCAUGCCUGACCAUGGAGUGUGUAAGGGGGACUCUGGGGGACCCCUGGUCUGUGAAGAGAAGGCAUAUGGCAUCGUCUCUAGAGGAGGCGAGCUCUGUGAAGAGAUGCCCACUAUCUACACCAAGAUCUCUGUGUACGAGCCCUGGAUCAAUGAGACACUGGCGCAGAACUGAGCUUUCCUGUUGCAGCCUAUAGCAUAAAGCCACAUUUGUAGCUGUCAACAGAGUCCUCUUGCCUGGGUGCCCUGUUUGUAAAAUGGUCCUUUGUACUCAAGCUGUAUUCCAGAUGUCCUGCUUGCUAACCUGUCUAGCUAAAAUAUUUCCAAAUGCAAAAAUCUCCAUUCCUAAUAAAGCUUCUCACUGAUUUAAACCUGAA